UCGUCGACGUAACAAUAUGCUCCCUGUUCUCGCGAUCCCGGUGUUCUGCAUCACGACAUGGGCAUCCGCGCUGAACGAUCCGUCAUCAGAUUUACCCAGGUUCGGCAAACCGUUGAACAACCUCACAGUCUCGCUUGGUCGCGAAGCCGUUUUCACCUGCAUCGUCGAGGAUCUCGGACCAUACAAGGUAGCGUGGCUGCGUGUCGAUACGCAGACAAUUCUGACGAUAGCGAGUCACGUUAUCACGAAGAAUCAUCGGAUCGCAGUGACACAUAGUGGCCAUCGAACGUGGUCUCUUCACAUAAAAGACACGCGGAAGACUGACAGCGGUUGGUACAUGUGCCAGGUCAAUACUGACCCGAUGUCCAGCAUCACUGGAUUUCUCGAAGUUGUUGUGCCGCCGGAUAUCCUGGACUAUCCCACCAGCACGGACAUGGUGGUACGAGAGGGUAGCAACGUGACGCUACGGUGCGCGGCGACAGGAACACCGGAGCCGACGGUCACGUGGCGUCGCGAGGCGGGCGGCACGAUCAGCCUGUCGAACUGGCACGAGGUGGCGAGUAUCGAAGGCCCGGAGCUGGAAAUAACACGCGUCACGCGUCUCCAUAUGGGACCGUAUCUCUGCAUAGCGUCCAACGGGGUGCCGCCGACAGUCAGCAAGCGGAUCGUUCUCAUUGUUCACUUUCAGCCCAUGGUUUUCAUCGAGAAUCAGUUGGUGGGUGCUUACGAAGGGCAAACUCUUACGCUGGAGUGUCGUAGCGAAGCGUAUCCGAGACCCAUUACUUAUUGGACGAAGCCAUCAAACGAAACUAUUGCCAACGACGAGAAUUAUAAAGUCGAAUCAAUCCCUAAAGGAUACGAGAUCACGAUGAAGCUCGUCAUAAGGUCCGUACGAGCACAAGAUUUUGGAUCCUUCCGAUGCGUGGCAACAAAUUCUCUCGGCGAGACUGAUGGGAAGAUAAAACUUUACAGGAUUGACAGGCCGCCAACGACGCGGAGGCCAGGCACGAGACGGGAAUCGAAGAAGACGUGGAAGAUCGAUCAUAGCCACGAGAAGAAGGCCGCCGGUAUGAAGGACGAGCCGAUGCUGAAGGGUGACGAUAAUGACGACGAGCAGAUCGAUUUUCAAUCGGCUACGGCCUCGUCGGUCUUUCAUUGGCAUUUAUUUACGAAUCUCGGGAUAACCGCCAUAACCGCGAUACUGACCGCCGGUUUGUCCACGUAGACACGGUCGGCGUCGCGAUGCGUUCGCACGAUUACGAAAACGAAAGCGACUAGCGUAACGUACGAAGAGCGUUUGCACAUACGAGAGCGGACUUCGCGUAUAGCAAAACGUCACAACGAAGGAUUGCCGAUAAGAAUAACGCCGGCGCGCGCACACAGUGGGUCUUGCGGCAAAAAAAGUAUCCGCAAAAAGUGUCUCUUCCUGUGUACGUGAAAUUUGCAUGAAGCGGCCGUAAAGCGACGAGAGCUGUUUUUAUACUCGGAGACUCGGAGAGUUUCAAGUACCCGGAACUGAUCGAGCCAAAGUGACCAGGGUGCUUCGUGUGAAGCGCAAUUAACACAUUGCAAGCUGAACGUGUACUAAUAGACUUUCCUCUCUAUCCAAAGACGUAGGAAGCCACCAAUCUAUUAAGCUCUUUGCACCGAAGGUGCCAGCGUAGCUGGCUUUUACCGUUUCCAUUCUAAGCGGUAACUUUGUUGACCUCAUAGUCACUUAACGCUGAAGAAGUAAGUUCGGUGGAUCCAGGAAAAAGGGGAUAUAUAUAUAUUAUUUGCGAUCGCGCUUCUUUCCUUUUAAGCUGUUGAAAUGGGUUAUCGAUGGCAGAAUGGAACGGACAUUUUCCAAUCUGUUUAAAUCGUAUGCAAAUAGAUUCUCGAUUUUUCAUAUGCACAUGUACACACACACACAGACACACACACACACACACACACACAUACAUACGCAUUGCGAGAACUCGACGAAAUAUAAAAUAUCCUCUAUUGAUUUGUAGAAAAUUGGCUUUUUCAUUUUCAUUCCUUUCCUUUCUUUUCAUCGGAUAGACGCAAAGAUAAAAGAAUAUAUUGUAAUUGCUUUUGUAUUUCAAAGUAUUAGCAAAACGUGCAGUGUUUGCAGUACGUAAAUGGCACUUAAAUGCAUAAGGGCGCAAGGAAUGAGAGAGUGAUUGCAAUGCGCGUAUGCGCAACUGGAUAUUUAAAUAACUAUAUUGUUUUGUAAAAGAACUGCAGAUUGCUUUUCGAAAGCUGCAGUUUCUAUGGUAACAUAUUCCAAAUUUAUUACGAAUGCAUUAGUUUAUAAACACAAAAGAUACUCAGAUAUUUUUUGCCGAAUUUCAAAAUGUUCAUCAGACUUCUUGAUAUUUUCGUUUGUUAAUCUUUCCUAACUACAACAUGUGUAAAUGUUAGAGAAUGCUAAAGUUCGUUGUUUCACGUAGUGCAUAUCAAUUAAGAGUAACAGACUGUUUUGUACAUAUACCCAACGAGAAUAAAAAAUCUUGAAAGGAUAUAUUGAAAUUUAUUCAUUUAAGGAUGUAACGAUAAAGAAUGUAACGAAUAAAUGAAUAAUUUGGACGGUAGGCGCUUGCGAAUUAUAACGCCAUUAUGUUAAGUUAUUGUUGCUUUAUGAAUCGAUACAUAUUUAUACGAUAUAUUUACGAUAAAUUUCAUCAAUCUUGAUUUCACGUACAUUUCUUAGUUCCUCAGGCAUAAAUUACGUUGCUAAACCAAAAAAAUGUGUUUCACCGAGAAUAUUUCUAUCAGAAAGAGAUUUAUUUUGCUUAAAUAUGUCGCAAUGACUCUCAGCUUCAGUUACAAAAUGGAUUUGCGAUGUUACAAUAUAGAUAUUAUUCCGGUGAUCUACUCUGGUGUCUAUAAAAGAGGCUUGAUUUUAAGUGUUCUCCAAGGUGAUAAAAAUAUGAAUAGUUUUUAUUACAUUUGUGAACAAUACAAAGGUGCAAUAUAAUUACGCUUUAUAAAAUGUGCUGAUGGGAUAGCGUUAUGAAAAAUUUAGAGGAAUAUGUCUCACAGACGACGCAUUCGUUUUAUUACAGCAUCAUCAAAACAAUAAUUAUAAUAUCACCGGAUUCUUUUCGUGAACUCUGUUAUUAUU
This is a messenger RNA of Harpegnathos saltator (Jerdon's jumping ant), 3109 nucleotides long. Its product is annotated as neurotrimin. Lineage: Eukaryota; Metazoa; Arthropoda; Insecta; Hymenoptera; Formicidae. Gene Ontology annotation, cellular component: neuron projection. The coding region runs from base 17 to 1225 and encodes 402 amino acids. The transcript is spliced from 8 exons. The record is from RefSeq and is a predicted model, not a curated record.